Molecule: messenger RNA, 3516 nt
Organism: Pyricularia pennisetigena
Lineage: Eukaryota; Fungi; Ascomycota; Sordariomycetes; Magnaporthales; Pyriculariaceae
Exons: 1
Coding region: 1-3516 (1171 amino acids)
Biological process (GO): cholesterol biosynthetic process
Cellular component (GO): cytoplasm
Molecular function (GO): FAD binding; phosphomevalonate kinase activity
Source: RefSeq, a predicted model, not a curated record
AUGGCAAGCCUCGACUCCCUCAAGUUGGCUCUCAGGCACAGAGCCGCCACAGCGACACAAACACUGUCGCCCUUGUCCGAAGCACAGUACAGCGCCGGCUUUGACAUGUUUGUCAAGGAGUCGGGAUGGGCGGCCUACCAAGACUUCAUCAUACCUCAGCUGUCUCGGCUCAUAGCCUCUCUACUCGACCGGCGUGUCCGCCUGUCGGUGCUCGAGAUUGGACCCGGUCCAAAGACCGUGCUUGGAUACCUGCCCGAGCAUCAACGGCAGGGAAUCACAAGAUAUGUUGCAUACGAGCCCAGCACGCUCUUUGCCGCAGAGCUGGAGAAGGGGUUUCAGUCUGGUUCAGGGCUGGAGGUGGAGGUUCCUCUACCUCGCCUGAAAACACCUCCCGAAAUUCGUCGAAUGCCGUUUGAUCUGGACGGCAACAACCGCAUGGAUGAGGGUGAAGAGGCAUUCGACCUCGUCCUGUUCUGUCACAGCAUGUACGGAAUGCACCCCAAGAGAAAGUUUGUCGAACGAGCACUGGCCAAGCUUGAUGGGCGGUUCGGCGGUGCAAUGGUGGUGGUUUUCCACCGUGCCGGCAAGCUGCACUUGGAUGGCUUGGUGUGCCACUCGACAGCAACUUUCCCUUCCGGUGUCAUCCGCGUGAUGGAUGACGACGAGCUUCUGGACGCCUUCGCUCGCUUUGUUGCUGGGUACGUUGUCGACGAUAUCGACGAGAAGUCGGCCAGCAUCCUAUCCGACUGGCGUGGGUUGUGUCGCGCCCUAGGCCGCCGUGAAGGAGCCCACCCAAAUCUUCUCAGAUUCAGCGCCCCCGAGGUCAUGGUUGCACUCACGAGACAUGCCUCUUCCCUACCAGAGCUGACGGCUAAUGUGCCACUGCUCAUCAGCAGCCCAAAGAACAAGAUCAAGAACCGGCAAGCACGUCUCCACCGUCCAGCUGCGACAUUCAGGCCUACAGAAAUUCGACACAUUCAAGAAUGUGUCAAAUGGGCGCUGAAGAACAAGACAAACUUGACCAUUGUCAGCGGAAGCCAUAGCGACCACUGCCUGUGGCCUAACGUCGUCGCAGUCGACAUGGGGUCUUUUGACAAGGUUCACAUCUGCAGGGCUGGAGACGGCAAAACAACACGUGCUGCCGAGGAGUCCGAUGUCUUUGUCGUCGCCGAGACCGGUGCAAAGACGGGUGACAUAAUUACGAAUAUCAUGGCGGCUGGCUUAACGGUACCUCUGGGAUCCCGCCCAAGCGUCGGCGCAGGCUUGUGGCUUCAGGGAGGGAUCGGGCAUCUGACCAGGCUGCACGGCUUGACGUGCGACUCCAUCGUCGGGGCCGUCAUGGUCGGUGUCAGCUCCGGUCAGGUCCUCUGCGUCGGCAACGUCCCGAUCUCACAUCAGCCGGCCGGUUCCGAGCGCCCGGAGAACGAGACUGAUCUGCUCUGGGCGAUACGAGGAGGCGGCACAAAUUUCGGUAUUGUGGUGAGCGUCACCUUCAAGACUUAUGCAAAAGCAGACUACUCGGUACGAAACUGGAUCGUUCCUCUGGCGGGCGAUGCCGAGGCGCAUCUCAAACUCCAAGAGUUUGAUGAGCUCGUCGCGGCAAAGUUUCCAAGACACUGCUCGGCCGACGCCUACCUGUACUGGGACAUGGGACAGAUGCAUCUCGGCGUAACCAUGUAUGAAGCUUUUAACAACGGGCUCGCCCUGCAAGCAACACAGGCCACUCGCGUUGGUGAAAUACUCGGGCAGGAGACCUAUUCCACAGUUGUCGAUGGCGUCGGUCUAUUCGAUACCGAGAUGUACAUGUCUGGUAUGCAUGGCGGCCACGGUGGGGGCAAAACCUCAUCCUUCAAGCGAUGCAUGUUUUUGCGACAUAUCGGGUCCAGAGCCACUGCCAAUAUCUUACUAGACGCCAUUAAAAAUCGUCCUUCGCCACUCUGUUAUCUUCACCUACUGCACGGCGGGGCAGCUGUGACGGAUGUGGCAGCCGAUUCCAGUGCCUUUGGCUGCCGGGACUGGGAUUUUGCUUGCGUGAUCACUGGCGUCUGGCCCCGUGACCAAGACGGAACCCAAGCUGCCGAAACCGCUAUGCAAUGGGUUUACGAUGUCGUCGGGAGCUUGCUUCCUCUGAGCAUCGGCAUAUACGGCGCCGACCUGGGCCCUGACCCUCGAGACGCUGCGCUGGCCACCAAGGCCUUUGGACCAAACCUCGCCCGCCUGGCACGUCUCAAAUCGAGCUGCGAUCCGCGAGAAGUCUUGGCCUACGCCUUUCCCCUCCCGAGAGUGCCCACGGAGCCAAUAGUCAUCAUUAUAGUCACUGGGAUGCACGGCGCCGGCAAGGACUAUUGCGCCGAGAUCUGGGCCUCCGUCUUCAACAACAAAUCAAGCCGUAAAGGUCCAACGGCAUGCGCAACCAGCAUCAGUGAGGCGAUCAAACGAGAAUACGCCGAGGCCACGGGUGCCGACUUUGACCGGCUCCUCUCGGAUCGCCCUUACAAGGAGCAACACAGAACAGCAUUGAAUGAGUUUUUCAAAAAUAAAAUGCAACGGCGACCUCGUCUCCCCGAGGAACAUUUCCUCAAGGUAGUGCGCGACGCUGCACCCGUCAACGUACUAUUUAUAACCGGCAUGAGGGAGCAGGCCCCAGUUGCAGCCUUGUCGCACCUGGUACCAAACAGCAAGCUAGUCGAGGUCCGUGUUAUCGUCAGCGAAGAAACGCGGCAGGUUCGUCGAGGAUUUCGCCAGAAUCGCGCUGUUGGUGGCAGUAACUGUGCUGCCGCCGAGGAAGAAACGGGCGAUAAGGGCAUCGAGAAGAACAGGCUGGGCCCGAUGGCAUCGUCGGAUUGUCCGAGCUUCAUCUUCGAGAACAACAUUCCUGGCAGCAAAGCAGCAGUGGCUUUCGCUCAAGACCACUUGUUGCCACUUAUUGACAAAGGCCUACAGCGCCUGGCACAAAUGAUACGUUCAGUACCGGACCACCCACGCGAGGGUAUCGAAUUCCGCCACGUGCUUGACAUCGCCCAACGUCCAGGCGGCCUCGACCUGUGCUCGUCCUUGCUGCAGAGGCACUUGGCCGGCGACUGGGCCAAGGUCGAUGCGCUGGUCUGCUGCGAGGCCGGCGGCUUCCUCUUCGCGUCGGCAUUGUCGACACGGGUCGAUAUUCCCCUGGUGCUGAUCCGCGAGGCCGGUAAACUCCCACCGCCAACCAUCUCCACGAGCAAGUUUCCUUCACAUAUCUCGUCUCCGGUACUCUCCGAAUCUAAAUCGAGCAGAAUAGAGAUGGAUCUGGAUGCGCUCUCACCGGGCGCGUCUGUUGUGGUCGUGGACGAUGUGCUUGCCACCGGCAGAACGCUUUGCGCAGUACUGCAACUGCUCAAAAAGGCUGGUGUUCAUGGAAAGAAUGUUAGUGUCAUAGUGGUGGCUGAGUUCCCUUGUCAUCGAGGGCGGGAUGCUUUGCGCCAACAUGGCUUUGCAGAGACCAACCUUCAAAAUCUUCUAGUCUUUGGUGGUCCCUAG